Fusarium poae is the source of this 399-nucleotide messenger RNA. RefSeq lists its product as uncharacterized. NCBI's taxonomy places the organism in Eukaryota, Fungi, Ascomycota, Sordariomycetes, Hypocreales, Nectriaceae. The coding region runs from base 1 to 399 and encodes 132 amino acids. The transcript has a single exon. The record is from RefSeq and is a predicted model, not a curated record.
AUGAGUGCGUCUUUUUCACAGAUGUUUCCUUCCAAACCCACUUACACAGAAGAACAUAUUCCUUCUUUGCAUGGAAAAGUCUUUCUAGUCACUGGUGGAACUAAUGGAAUCGGCCUUGAGCUCGUCAGCAUACUCUAUUCCAAGGGCGGCACAGUCUAUAUCCCUUGUCGCUCCGCAACCAAGGCAGCAAGGAUAAUAAAAGACAUACAAACUUCCCAUCCAGAAAGCGCUGGUAAUCUCAAGACUCUUCCUCUCGACCUCAAUGAUCUUGUUUCGGUAGCAGCUUGUGCCUCUGCUUUCCUCGCACAAGAAACUCGCCUGGAUGUAUUGUGGAAUAAUGCAGGUAUAAGCUACGCACCCUACGACGAACUUACUGUUCUAUUAUUUAGUGCUUUUUAA